UCAUAUUUCCAUCGGCGUCGUCGAGUAUACAAAAUGAACACGGUAUCAGGACUUAUGUUAUUAACAUCUAACCACAUUGCACAUGAUGAUCAGUGGACAUUCAACUGCUCUCGUCCGGGUCUUAUAUUUUGCUUGGGGUGUGCUCUGGAACAGCUUGAAGACCCAGAGAAGCCAUCGGUAAUGAAAAAAUUCCUGCUUACGGAGAUGCUCAAAGUGGUUAUUGAUAAUGAUCAAGAGCUUCUUCAAUCCCUAAAUGAAGAACAGCAAGUUUCGGUUCAUCUUCUUACCGUGUUAACAGAUCUUUUUAAUACACCAGAUGACAGUAUAACAGCUUCUGCAAUUGAAGUAAUUGUUCAGGUUUGUUGUAAAAUGAAGAAUGAUGAUUUAGUGUGUGGACUUAUCAACCAGGUCACAUCUCAGUGCCUUGAAGAUUCAAGUUUUCAACACAGUCUGCCAUCACUCAAUCUGAUUGGACGUUUGCUACAAUCUAUUCCUCCAUUGGCAGAUCUUCUUCAGCGGGCAUACAGCCGUAAAAUUAAACUAAAUAUUUUGAGCAUGUGUGAGCACACGGUAGUCGUUGCUGAAUGA
Messenger RNA from Anneissia japonica, 588 nucleotides. RefSeq names its product meiosis inhibitor protein 1-like. Bases 34 to 588 code for a protein of 184 amino acids. NCBI's taxonomy places the organism in Eukaryota, Metazoa, Echinodermata, Crinoidea, Comatulida, Comatulidae. The transcript has 6 exons. Gene Ontology annotation, biological process: meiosis I. The record is from RefSeq and is a predicted model, not a curated record.